Messenger RNA from Elgaria multicarinata webbii, 1570 nucleotides. RefSeq names its product t-complex-associated-testis-expressed 1 (gene TCTE1). Gene Ontology annotation, molecular function: protein binding. The transcript has 4 exons. Lineage: Eukaryota; Metazoa; Chordata; Lepidosauria; Squamata; Anguidae. The coding region runs from base 102 to 1508 and encodes 468 amino acids. Gene Ontology annotation, biological process: microtubule-based movement. The record is from RefSeq and is a predicted model, not a curated record.
UAGGAACAGUUGCUGUAGAACUUUAGUGAUUAUCCAGCUUGCAGAGAACCUUCCUUCCAUUCUAAUUAAGGGAGAGGGAAAUAUCACCCUAGCAUUGCAAGAUGCAAGAGCCAGUUUCUGGAGACCCCAAUGCAGUCCCUCCCCCAAGUCAUGCAACUACAACAAACCCUGCAGCUAACCCCCGGCGAAUGCGACGGAUUAUUGCUGAGGAUCCCGAGUGGAGUCUUGCCAUAGUUCCACAGCUCUCAGAGCUCUGCAUCCAGUGCAUAAUCAACAACUUUGAAAAGAAUCCAAUUUUGCAUAGCCUCCUUCCUGAGCACCAAAAGAAGGUGCUGGACAAGAUCUCUACAAGUCUACCCCUCACUGUGACCGCUAACCUGAUUAGUGAUGAAGGCUAUUGGAAACGGUGCUGCACUGAGAGAUGGACAGUUUGUGAUGUGUCCCGUUAUGGAAACAGCUGGAAACGAAUGUUUUUUGAACGUCACUUGGAGAAAAUUUUGAAGUUCUACAUUCCAGACACCACUAGCCCAAAUGAAGUCCUGAAUAUCAUCCCACUCUGCAAGGACUAUGUGAGGAAGCUGGAGAUUGACCAGUUCCUUCCACCAGUAAAACUUGAUCAGAAGAAAGAAGAUGAAGAUGUGUCUGAUAAUGAAAGUGAUGCUGGAAUAGAUGAACCUUCCAUGGACCAUUUUGAUAUGAGUAUGCUCACUCCAGCACUCUGUCAACUUGAAGAGCUGCACCUAUCUUAUGGUGUAAAAGAUUGCGGCAUGAAUUUUGAGUGGAAUCUUUUUGAGUUCACCUAUAGGGACUGCUGCUCACUGGCCAAUGCUCUUAAGAAGUGUCCGACUCUAAAAGUCUUCAAACUGUCCCGAAGCAAAGUGGAUGAUGAUAAAGCCCGGAUGCUGAUCCAUCAUCUAUUAGACCAUCCCUCACUGAUAGAACUAAACUUAUGCCACAAUCUGAUUGCAGACCGGGGAGCACGAGCUGUUGGCAAGCUGAUUAACCGCAGCAAGAUGUUAACCCUUAACCUUUGUGAUAACAGGAUCCGAGUUCAAGGAGCCCAGGCUAUUGCUCAUGCCCUGUCCAAGAAUUCCACCCUGACAUCCCUAAAUCUGCGUCUCAACUGCAUCGAGGAUGAAGGAGGCCAAGCCAUUUGCCAUGCACUCCUGGUGAACAACACAGUGACGACUCUUCAUUUGGGUGGGAAUGAGUUGUCGGAGCCAACAGCCACCCUUUUCUCUCAAGUCUUGGCUCAGAACACAGCUCUGACUCACAUCAACCUCUCCUGCAAUCACAUUGGGCUAGAUGGAGGAAAGCAGCUGCUGGAAGGCAUGACUGAUAACAAGACUGUAGUGGAAUUUGACCUGAGACUGGCAGAGGUGGGACAAGAGAGUGAGUACCUCAUUAACCAGGCCAUAAAGACCAACCAAGAACUAGCUCGUCUCAAAAGCAUACAUCAUUCAAGUUCCACACAUGGCUCACAUACUCUGGAAGAAAAAACAUCCUGAGCUAGUCUAACAUUCCCAGUAUUUUUGUCAUCACCUUCACCCAUGUCUGAUUAAACAUAUUU